Brenthis ino (lesser marbled fritillary) is the source of this 3168-nucleotide messenger RNA. Lineage: Eukaryota; Metazoa; Arthropoda; Insecta; Lepidoptera; Nymphalidae. The record is from the annotation of a GenBank genome assembly.
AUGCUAAUUCGACAAUGUACGAAAUUAUCAAGUUCUAUUAGAAUUACCUCUUACAGGAAAUUUGUAAUUGAAAGAAAUAUUAUUUUACCAAUAUCUUGUCGCUAUAUAAAACUACAGACAAGAUUCUUCACAUCAGACAAUGUACAAAAGAAUUCAAGGAAGUUAAAGAAUAACAAUGAAAUUCUGUUUUCUGCGGGACCUCAAAAUGCAGCUCCAAAAAGUAAACUAUCAUCUGAAGACUUACUCGAAAAACUAACAGCUUAUUUAUCAACUGAUAUAUAUCAAAAAAAUAGAGUUUACAAGAAUGAUUUAGUGAAAGUUAUUAAUAAAGUAAAGGAAUUAAAUUUAUCAUCUAAGAAACAAGGUUUGUUAUUAUUAAAAUGCUGCACAGAACUUCUUCCUGAUGAAUCACCGAGUUCUAGAAUAGCUUUAGUAGAACAAGUGUGGAAUACUAUCAAACCUCACACAACAUUUGAUGUUGAUCAUUAUAAUGAAUUACUUAGGGUAUAUAUAGCUAAUAACAGAACAGUUACAGUCAGUUCUUUCAUAAAUGAAAUGGGUGCUGUAAAACCUAACCUAACUACUUAUGAAUUGAUAUUAAGAACUCUUGGAGAGGCAGGCGAUAUAAAUCAAUGUACAGAAGUUAUAUCAAAUAUGAAAGCACAAGGUUUACCAGCCACCGAAAGUGUGUUCAACUCCCUUAUAAUUUGUCAAGGUAAAGCUGGAAAUUUACAAAAUAUCCAAGAGGUUUUAACAAUGAUGAAGUCACUAAAUUUGGAACUUUCUGUCAGUACAUAUACAUUUACUGCGAGAGCCUAUGCAUGGAAUAAACAAAAUGACUUGCUAAUGGAUGAGCUAAAAAAAGCCAACGACAGUGGCAUUAAGUUUGGAGAAGUUCAUAUAAUGGAGAUCCUGAAAACAUUAGCAAUUGUUAACAAUUAUGAACCAGUGCCAAAAGUGUUAUCAUAUUUGCCAGAAAGUAUAUUACAAACUCCAUCAAUAUCUCCAUACAUGCAAAGUGUCGCAACUUUACUAGUAUUUCAAAAUCAUCCAAUGGUUGCAUUAGAGAUCUACAAAUGCUUACCGCUACCUUCGUUUGGACCUAAAGAUGAUAAAGGAUUACAUGGACGCAGCUUAGUUAGGGAUUGUGUUAAAGCUUCAAUGCCAUCUAGCGUCAUAGCUCUAAUUACUCAAGAGCUAAUGUCUUCUGGAAGGAACCCAAUCGCCAUACAAAAUGCAGCUGAGGCUUCUUUACAAUCAGGGAAAGUACCUUUGGCAUUGGACUUGUUCACUAGAAUGAAGCAACUCGGAAUGCCAGUCAGGCCACACUACUUUUGGCCUAUUCUGAUGUAUACAUCAAAAACUUAUGGGGAAAAAGGUAUAAUGAAUACACUAUCAACAAUGGUAACCAUGGAAAUAAAGCCAGAUUACGAGACUAUAAUGGAGUUUACUUUACCAUAUGUCAGUUUCACAUCUCCACAGAAUCUGAUGAAGAAAUUUCUAGAAGCUGGUCUGACUGUUACAACCGUGUUGACACCAAUGAUGGUCACUCUUCUAAACACUGGUCAGGUUAGAGCUGCGAGUGAAAUUUGUGAAUUAUUUCAAGGUAAAGUGGAUGUGGAUAAACUACUAAAUCCUCUGUUGAAGGGUUAUCUUUCAAGCUUAGAUACAAAACAUACUAUACAUAUAUUAGAAGAUAUGACUGACAAAGCUAUAGACAAACAAAAAGAUUGGAUCGGUAGGUUCUUAUGUAAAUUUGCAAGGCAUAAAAGAAUAAAAGAGGACCUAUUGGACUUGUUAAAUUUGUUAAAAGAGUUACAAAAUACUUCAAUAAAAAUAUCAACUACAGCAGCCGAUUAUUGCAUAUCCCUAAUCCCAGACCACCAUAGCCAGGUCAGAAUAGAUGCAAUCAAAGAAAGCCUCAUUAAAAUUACAGAUGAGAGAUUGAUCGACGAUGGAGAUUUUUUUGUACCGCAAUUGCCACAUCCAAAACAAAUGGACGAAGGUUCAUUGAAAGCGCAUUUGGCGGAAUUAGAAGCGAAAGGUAUGAACACUCGCGGUGUGCUCCGGAAACUCCUUCAACAAUACUGCAGGGAGGGAAACUUAGCCGCUGCCAGGGAAAUAGUGGACAAAUGCGAGAAAGAAGGGGUUUUCCUCUCGGCUGGUAUGAAAGCAUCAAUCUUCGAUCUUCAUGUGAAGUUGGGAGAGCUGGAGUUAGCUGAAUUAGCUCUAGCGGACUUGAACAAGUCAGCCCCAAACUUCACUCUGGACGAAUUCAAGGUCAUCGACUUUGCGACCCUCAUGGUGUAUAGGAAGAAGACUAAAAAGGCCUUUGAGUUGAUCAGUAAAGAAUCCAAAAAAAGACGUAUAACGGGAGGUCAGAACAUAUCAAUGAAUUGCUGGCGGCUACUGGACGCGGUGGCGGCGCAGGGUUGUUACGCAGAAACUAAGAGAAUGUUCGAUUUGUUAACUUCACUGAGAUAUUGUAAACCUUCUAAUACCAUGCUUGGGCCGUUAGUGAGAGUCCAUUUGAAGAACAGUGGCAACAUUGAAAAAGCCGUUCAAGAGUUCGUACGUAUAUCAGAGAAAUACAACAAAACUCCUCUCAAACAUGAACUUCUUUGUAAAAUAUUAAAAGAAAUGAGUGAUGGGAAAUCGGAGGAUACGUUUAUAGAAAAUGAAAAAACCAAUGGGAAACUCAAUAAAUUAGUACAGACUAUAUUAAAUGUGAACAAGAAAGUUCAUGGCGCUGGUGAUGUACAGUUAAGUUUGAUAGCAGCAUUAGCAGAUGUGGGAUACAAGAAGUCUCUCCGUAAAUUGUUCCUGGACCCCAGCAUCAAGUUUCAUCCCGAAGCGUUGAUGCGUCAUUGCGAGAGGUUCGCGGAUGAGAAGAAAGUGGAUGCUUUGGAAACUAUCGUUGAAUGUGGGAGGGAUAUCCGGCAUAUCGAUGUUGAGGCCAUUUGUAAUAUGAUAUUAGAUGUUUUUCAGCGCGACGAUAAGUGCCAAGAAGCUCUAUCCCUCUGGUACAAAAUGCAGGAAAACGAAAUAACUCCUUCACAAAAAUUCGUUAAGAACAUUUGUUCCCUUUGCAAAGCAAACAACAAACAGAUCCCAUCAGACCUAUCCGUUCUCCUUGACAAACAAAUUCUAAAAUCUAAAAUACAGGUA